Solenopsis invicta (red fire ant) is the source of this 2147-nucleotide messenger RNA. RefSeq lists its product as uncharacterized. The transcript has 3 exons. NCBI's taxonomy places the organism in Eukaryota, Metazoa, Arthropoda, Insecta, Hymenoptera, Formicidae. Gene Ontology annotation, biological process: regulation of transcription by RNA polymerase II. Bases 1553 to 2089 code for a protein of 178 amino acids. Gene Ontology annotation, cellular component: nucleus; transcription regulator complex. The record is from RefSeq and is a predicted model, not a curated record.
UUGAAAAUCAGGCUGAAGAGUAUGAAAUUAAACGGAAUAAUGUAAAAUAAUAUAACGUUUCCCACCUCCCAUAGUAUAUAUGAACAAAGGAAAAGGAUCGACUAAAUCUUGAUAUUCACUUGAUAGCUAUUUUAUACUUUGUUCUAUUUCAAAACUUCCAAUAUUGCAAUUCAAACCUAUAUUUAUAAGAGAAGAACAAAUAAAAAGUAGACUAUUAUCAUUAACAAUAAUAAACUGAAUUUCCGCAAAAACGGAACAAGAACUUUCAUCUAUUCCACAAAGUAAUACCAUUUUAGGUUGGUACCGAGUACCUUUAUGAUUGACCCAAUUAGUAACAAAACAUAUAUUAUAACUUAUAUUGUUUGGUAAUGAUAACAUAAAAUUAUUAAAGUUAUGAUGUUUACUAAUAUCAACGAUAUUUCCUGAUUCUAUUUAAAUAUUUGGAAGAAUACUUUCUUUAACCAUAAGUUUAUAACAAAAUAAGAAUUGAUAUUAAGUAACAAUUGAAAAGGCAAUAUUUUUCAUGACAUAAAAACAUUCGAAAUUUUUUUAAGAUUUUUAUAAAAACCUUCAAAUCUAAUUACAGAUAAAGAAACAAGUGGUCCACAUUGCAUCAUGAUUCUUGCAUAAUGAAUGAGAUUAUGAUGUUACAGUUAAUGAAUUGACAUAAUAUUUAACCGUGAAAUGCGUUAACAGACUAUUUACAGAUUGUACAGAUUGAUUUCUUUGCACAAAAAGCAAGUAGGCAUGAUGCAAGUGUAUUUUCCAAAAUGGAUUAAAAUUAAAAUAAUUUAUAUUCUUAAAUAGUCGUCAGAAUUGAAGAAAUCAGAAUUUUUAUGUUUAUCCCACACAGUUUCAAAUUCACAUAUAGCUCUUUGUAAAAACAGUUGUCCUACCUCUACGGGAUAUCGAAUGUUUAAAGCGUUAAGCCCAAAUCACAUUAGCGAUUGCCGAUUGCGAUUAACGAUUGGCGAUUACUUUUCAACCAAUCAGAGCAAAGCAGUCGCCGAUUGAGAUUAGCGAUUGCCGUUUAAAAAGCGCUCUAUUUUAUAAUCGUCAAUCGCCAUCGACAACCAAUCGUAGCCAAUAAAAUAAUCACGUGAUUAUUAUAACCUAACAGAAUCAGUAAAGUACUUGUGCCCAUGGUGGACGUCUGUCGUAUCGUACGGAAAGCACUUUAAUUAUUAAAAUUUUAACUCUAAUUAUCAUAACAAUUAGUAAUGAUCAAGGUCCAUACUUGUGUUCUUGAUGGACGCCCUUGGUGGACACGUGUGCCAUAACGGGUGACACUCUUUUGGACACAGCACGAUUGGACACCAACCAAUCAUCUUGACUUAUCUAACCAAACCAACGGAAAAACUCUAGGCAUCGGCCGCUGUGAGUGGUGGUGUCCAAUCGUGCGGUGUUCAAUCGUGCGCACCCCUGCCAUAACUGUCAUAUCGUAAGAAAAGCACUCUAUCUCCCAUCCGGGAGUACCAAAGUGAUAAUCGAACAUUCACAGUCAAAUGUAUUUUGGCAAUUGACUCAAGUGUAUUUAUUUACAAUAUUCAUAAUGCCACCAAAGAAGCAAGCAAUUAGUACUGAUCAAGAAGUUUUAUUAAUUGAUGCUGUAAAAAAUAGACCGCAUUUGUGGGAUGUUUCUCAUCCAAUGUACAAGCGAACAGACUUGAAAGAAACUCUGUGGCAAGAGGUAGCAGAUAUCGUAGGUCCACAUGCAACAGCUGAAACAGUUCGUGAAAGAUUUAUCAAUAUGAGAACUACGUUUAUGAAUAACGAAAAAAGAAUAAGGGAGUCAAAACAAAGAUGCAGUGGAAAAAGUACUGAUGAGAUCUACAAACCUAAGUGGCCAUUCUACACAAGUCUGCUGUUCUUAAAGAAAGCCUGUGUACAAACGGAAAGUUCAUCAAAUCUUGAUGUACUUGAAGACAAUCAAGCUGAUAGCGAAGAAAGAAACAAUAAUCUUGUUAAUUCAAUUAAAAGCAAUAUGUAUUUUGAUACAAAUUUAGAGAAAUGGGUAUUGAUACCACCUGAUACCAAUGCAUCUUUACAUGCUUCACAUCAAGAUGACAGCCAAACAGAUUUCAAUUAGUCUUCAAUUGAAACAGUUGGAUUUUCCGGUACAUCAUCAUUGUCAUCUGAAGGAUUUG